Macrobrachium nipponense is the source of this 1546-nucleotide messenger RNA. Its product is annotated as apolipoprotein D-like. The record is from RefSeq and is a predicted model, not a curated record. Gene Ontology annotation, cellular component: cytoplasm. The transcript has 6 exons. The coding region runs from base 161 to 961 and encodes 266 amino acids. Gene Ontology annotation, biological process: response to reactive oxygen species; lipid metabolic process. NCBI's taxonomy places the organism in Eukaryota, Metazoa, Arthropoda, Malacostraca, Decapoda, Palaemonidae.
AGAGAGAGGUAACAGCAAGUUACAAAGAGAGGCGGAGAGGCCGGUGUUCUGUCAGUGUGAGUUUGGAGUUUGCGCAGCGCAUUGUGGGUCCGUGUUGUUGUGGAAGAUACUUCUUUCUCUCUGGUUCUUCAUCCUCGCCUUGGAUCAGGAGUUCGCCAGAAUGAGGGCAAUUGGAGCUCUUGUGUUGACUGGGGUAUUGGUGGGUAUGGUCGGUGCCCAUGACUGGGGUUGGGGCGCAUGUCCAGUGCUUCAGGCGAAGGCGAAGUUGAACGUGGAUAAGUACAUCGGCCUCUGGUACGUCAUCGAGCUGUUUGACUCAUCCUCAACCUGCCAGACCUUGAAUUACACUAGAUCGUCGGAAACCCAGCUGGCUGUCACGAAGAGUCGACAGUUCUACAUCCUCGACAGCCUAAGCAUCGACCACGCGAAUACGUAUACUGGGAAACUCGACAUCCCUAAUGAAGAUAACGCUGGAAAGAUGAGAGUGAAGUGGCCACUCAAUAUCGCAGGCAAAGCUGACUACACCAUCUUCGACACUGACUAUGAUACUUACGCUGUUGUUUAUGAAUGUCAGCAGAUCAGCACUCUGGCUUAUCGUCAGUCAUCUGCUAUCCUCUCCAGAAGUCCUACACUGGAUUCCAAGGUUGUCGACAGGGUAAAGAAAGAGCUGAAAGAUGCCGGUAUCUCCACCUCUCACUUCGACAAGAUUGACCACAGCGUCUGCACUCAGCCCUCCGACGCAAGCAUGAAGAUCGACAUCGACGACAACACCUUCAAAGACAUCGUCAGUUCUGCUGGCGAUGGAAUCAAGUCUGUUGCUAGUACGGUGGCCAAUGGAGCAAGUAACCUCGCCGACACUGUUGUGGACUUCACCCGCCGUUUUGGGGCGUCCACUGAUGGAAGCAGCGCCAGUGCUCCUAUCAAGGAGGACAAGAACUCGGACGUCGAAUUGAUUUCUUAAAAAGAAGAAAAAAAAGAAGAAGAGCUGGAGCUGAGAGAGAGCCUGUGCGAAAAUGCAGUGAUGAGGUUGUCACUGCUAGGAGUGUCUGCUGUCAAUGAGCUGCAGCGAAAAAUGAACAAUGAUAGUUUUUAAGCGAAUGAAAUGAGAGAGAGAGAGAGAGAGAGAGAGAGAGAGAGAGAGAGAGAGAGAGAAAUGCUUUUACAGAUUUUUUUUUACUUGUAAGAUAUGGAAGCACUCGCUUGUGUCCUUCCAAUAUAACGUUACCCAAGUGCCCUUAUUUAAAAUUUGGGGCAUCUUUAUCGACCAUUUUUAUACGUUUGAUGUUGUUCUUAUAUUGGUCUGAAAUCGACCAGUGUUUAUCAUAAUGUACAAAAUCUCGUAGAUUAAUGAGUGAAUUAAGACAGGUCGCGUGUACCGAGUGAAUGUUUGGUUUUAGCGUUUAAGACAUUCAUUUUUUUUAUUCCCGUCAGAGGGUCCUCGGCAUCUGUUGUUUCCCAGUUGUGUUUUUCGUUUUUAAUUAUUUUAAUUGAGAUUUUUGUAUGUGCGACUUAUUAAGAGAUGCCACAAAUAAAGUCUUAAAGUAAA